Molecule: messenger RNA, 427 nt
Organism: Phaethon lepturus (White-tailed tropicbird)
Lineage: Eukaryota; Metazoa; Chordata; Aves; Phaethontiformes; Phaethontidae
Product: keratin-associated protein 10-8-like
Exons: 2
Source: RefSeq, a predicted model, not a curated record
AUGCAUGUGCAUCUCUGGGCACGUGCAUCCCUGUGUGCGCCUCUGUGUGCACCCCUGUGUGCAUCCCUGUGUGCACCCCUGUGUGCAUCCCUGUGUGCACCCCUGUGUGCAUCCCUGUGCGCGUGCAUCCCUGUGUGCGCCCCUGUGUGCACCCCUGUGUGCAUCCCUGUGUGCAUCCCUGUGUGCACCCCUGUGUGCAUCCCUGUGUGCAUCCCUGUGUGCACCCCUGUGUGCAUCCCUGUGUGCAUCCCUGUGUGCACCCCUGUGUGCAUCCCUGUGUGCAUCCCUGUGUGCACCCCUCCUGUGUGCACCCCUGUGUGCAUCCCUGUGUGCAUCCCUGUGUGCACCCCUGUGUGCAUCCCUGCGUGCACCCCUCUGCUCGUGCAUCCGUGGCUCCCAGUGCAGCGCUGCUCUUCGCACGGGCACG